Messenger RNA from Triticum aestivum (bread wheat), 937 nucleotides. RefSeq lists its product as uncharacterized. NCBI's taxonomy places the organism in Eukaryota, Viridiplantae, Streptophyta, Magnoliopsida, Poales, Poaceae. Bases 326 to 703 code for a protein of 125 amino acids. The record is from RefSeq and is a predicted model, not a curated record. The transcript has 5 exons.
GGUGAGGUUUUUUGCAUGCACCGGCUUGCUUAUAAAGUGGCAUGGAAGUAAAGGCGAUCAAACUGUCAUCCUAACAUCUGCUAGCUUGGUUAGAACUAAUGGAGAUAAGAUCGAUGAGGACUUGAGGAUUGAGGUGUUUCUCCCUCCAGAACCGAAGAUUGGCGGGAGAUUGGAAUUGUAUCAUGAGAAUUAUAACAUUGCCAUAGUUAGUGUUGAGAGUCCUCUCAAUGGUAUUUCUCCAAAUGAUAUCUUGAGACCACUGGGAAAACCGAAGUCACAUGAAGUGGUAGUAGCUAUUGGACGUAAUCCUAAUGAAGGAUUAUUAAUGGCCUCAAAGGAUGAAGUGGAGCAUAGAUACAAGCGUUGCAAGCUUAAGUGCAAGGCCCUUAAGCUGUCAAGUUGCCGAAUCAAGAAGGCUGGUAUUGGAGGCCCCCUUAUUGAUUUUGAUGAUGGGAACUUUGUUGGCAUGAACUUUUAUGAUGGAAGUACAACAACUCCUUUUCUGCCGAGGAGCACUAUUCUAAGAGUCUUAAACAGCGGGGUUGAUCUCCCGUCCAAUAGAGGGUUGAACAGUCCCAUGAGCUUGAUGAAUACUGCUGCAAAUAAAGACCAGUGGCCUGUGCCAGAGACAUAUUGGUAUCAUGGUGAACUUGAGAUGGAUAAGAGUGUUCUACCCCCGCAUGUGGGAAGAGUUCCCCAGUAAAGAAACCCGUGGAAGUGCAUGCCUUUGGAAUUUGGAGUACUCUGUAUAAUAUCGUCUAUAAUUUAGAGGACCUGUACAUAAAAUUGUGCUAUUUAGUUACCUCGUUCCAUCGAAUAUGCAAAAUGUUAUUGGAUUUGCGGACUUGUGUAUCCUGUAUAUAACAUUGAUACUAGUCGUGUAAUGGUUUGCAGAACCGAUGUGUUGAUAAAGUGAUAUAAGUGACAAAUAGAUGAA